Molecule: messenger RNA, 1979 nt
Organism: Dinoponera quadriceps
Lineage: Eukaryota; Metazoa; Arthropoda; Insecta; Hymenoptera; Formicidae
Gene: Ugt50B3
Product: 2-hydroxyacylsphingosine 1-beta-galactosyltransferase-like
Exons: 7
Coding region: 268-1845 (525 amino acids)
Molecular function (GO): UDP-glycosyltransferase activity
Source: RefSeq, a predicted model, not a curated record
GAGCGUAAGGGCUGUCCCGUCGUCAUCCCGGUUACCCGACCGGAAACGGCUCCACGGAGUUUCUCGCUUCGUCGAUGCACAAAGAGCUUUCGUGACGGGGCGAUCGAGCGUGACGAGGAUUGUACGCGGUGAGAAAAUGAUGCCAGACCGUCGGACGAUUGUCCUCUUCCACUGAGGGGUACAUCGCUUUCUCGUGUGCUCUCGCCGUUCGUAAGAAGAGGACAGGAAGAAGGAAAGGUGAAAACGCUGAACUUUAUCAUCGCGAGGAUGACGCGCCUCGUCGUCGCGCACCGACUCGUCCUGCUCUUGGGCAUCUUCCUGAUGAUGAUCCAGGCCUCGCCGGGAUACAACGUUCUGCUGGCCACCAUGGGUGGCACCAAGUCCCAUACGGUGCCCUUCGUCGCUCUCGGUACGAGCCUGAGGUCGCGGGGUCACAACGUCACGCUGCUGAGCGCUUUCUCCGGUCCAGCGGCGAAUAAUGGUCUUCACGAACUGGUGCCGUCCAUUCUCGAGGCUUAUGUAGAAAAUUUCACUUCCGAGUGGGAUCUGGUGGGCGCUCGGUUCAGGAACGAGUUUCCGGUUUCACCGUGGGACGUUAUAAGAUACGCCUGGAAGUCGUGCGAUUCGCUGCUACACGACGCAACGUCGAUAGCCGGCCUGAGAAGACCGAACGGCGACCCGCACCGCCGAUGGGACGUCGCGGUACUCGACGGGGCUUAUCCCGAGUGCCUGUUGGCGAUCCUCCACGGCGAGAACGUACCGACGAUAAUGCUGAACACGGUCGCGUUAUACAGCGUAUCCAUCGCGCAACAAGGCAACCCGUCGCCGUGGUCAGUGACACCGUUCUUCGGCGGACCAGUUACGCAAGACAUGACUUUCUUCCAGAGGGUCCUAAACGCGGCGGUCCUAUUUGGCAUGAAUCUAAUGCAUUGGUUCACGCUUACGGUCUUUCUGCGACCGACUCUACAGAGAUAUCUCGGUAACCAAAUACCCGACUUGUACAGUCUGACGAAAGAAGUCCCCUUGACAUUGCAGAACAGUCAUUACAGCGUGGGAGAUUCCGUACCGUACAUGUCGAACGUCGUGAACGUGGCGUGCCUUCAUUGCAGACCAGCGAUGCAAUUAAGUUCCGAUCUGGACUCUUUCCUGCAACGCGGCUUCGUGUUCGUUUCGAUGGGAUCGUCGGUACGAGCUUCCGGAAUGCCGGAGGCUCUACGGCAGAUCUUCGUGACGGUCUUCUCCACGCUACCGUACAACGUCGUCUGGAAGUGGGAAGGUGGCAAGAUCAAGAAUCUACCGGCGAACGUGAGGACGGGCGCGUGGUGGCCGCAGCAGGAGCUACUCGGUCAUCCGAAGCUGCGCGCCUUUGUUUCCCACGGCGGACUGUUAUCCCUGCACGAAGCGGCUUAUCACGGUGUACCGACACUGGUUCUACCUGUCUUUUGCGAUCACGAUGGCAACGCGGCCCAAGCUGAAAAAUUGGGCUACACCCUGGUGAUGGAUUUGGCCGGUAUAUCAAUUGGCGCGCUUCGUGACGGUAUACUCAAAGUCGCUACGCUUCAUAAUAACUCGUACAGAGAGGCGGCUAAGAAGAGGAGCGCAUUGCUGCGCGACCUUCCGAUCGGACCUAGAGAAUUGGCCACGUGGUGGGUGGAACACGUAGCCAAGCACGGUGGAGCCGAUCAUUUGAAGAGCUCAACCAGAUACAUGGGAAUGAUGCAUUAUUACAGCCUGGAUGUCGCGAUAUUUUAUAUGUUAAGCGUAAUUCUGAUAAUUUACGGACUCAAGAAAUGGUGUUGGCGAGCAGUGAUCAGCCAGGACUUCUUCAAGAAAAAAGUAGACUGAUCGAUCAUUUCCCGGGGUCUUUCGCCAAAUCUCUGUUAUUUAUUAAACGUAUAUAGGGUAUAACCUCUUAAUAUUAAGCAUAUUUAAUUGGGUUAAAAUGGGAUUUAUAAAUAUCGGGAGAAAGAAAGAAAGAA